GCACACACAUAUCUAGCUGAGUGUGUGUGUACGGUCCUCCCUCGUCCCUCCCCUCGGCUGUCUCUGCCCACUCCUCCGCCAUGCACUGACCCAGACUCCGCUGCGCUUCAUCAUCACCGCCAUCAUCCUCAUCCUCAUCGCGAACAAUAGCGCGAGCUGCAGGCCUGACCGCACGCGCGACACAGCGAUGCUCAGCGGCGUCUGAAGCGCACGGAACACACGCGGCAUCGCUUCAGACUCGAGCACUCGGAGAAGAUGGCGAACGACUCUCCGGCGAAGAGCCUGGUGGACAUCGACCUCGCCUCUCUGCGGGACCCUGCUGGUAUUUUUGAGCUGGUGGAAGUGGUCGGCAAUGGCACCUACGGACAAGUGUACAAGGGUCGACAUGUCAAAACCGGGCAGCUGGCGGCUAUCAAAGUCAUGGACGUGACUGAAGAUGAAGAAGAGGAGAUUAAGCUGGAGAUUAACAUGCUGAAGAAAUACUCUCAUCACAGAAACAUCGCCACGUAUUACGGUGCCUUCAUCAAGAAGAGUCCUCCAGGACACGACGACCAGCUGUGGCUGGUGAUGGAAUUUUGUGGAGCUGGUUCGAUCACAGAUCUUGUGAAGAACACUAAAGGGAAUUCCCUGAAGGAAGACUGGAUAGCAUACAUCUCCAGAGAAAUCCUCAGGGGUUUGGCUCACCUGCACGCUCAUCACGUCAUCCACAGAGACAUCAAGGGUCAGAACGUGCUUCUGACGGAGAACGCCGAGGUCAAGCUAGUGGACUUCGGCGUCAGCGCUCAGCUGGAUCGAACCGUGGGCCGCAGGAACACCUUCAUCGGGACGCCGUACUGGAUGGCUCCCGAGGUCAUCGCCUGCGACGAGAACCCAGACGCCACGUACGACUACAGGAGCGACCUGUGGUCCUGUGGGAUCACUGCCAUAGAGAUGGCCGAGGGCGCUCCUCCAUUGUGCGAUAUGCAUCCCAUGCGAGCGCUCUUUCUCAUACCCAGAAAUCCUCCGCCCAGACUCAAGUCCAAGAAAUGGUCUAAGAAGUUCUUCAGCUUCAUCGAGGGCUGUCUGGUGAAGAACUACACGCAGCGGCCGCCCACCGAUCAGCUGCUGAAGCACCCCUUCAUCAGAGACCAGCCCAACGAGCGGCAGGUGCGCAUCCAGCUCAAAGACCACCUGGACCGCUGCCGCAAGAAGCGCGGCGAGAGAGACGAGACCGAGUACGAGUACAGCGGCAGCGAGGAAGAGGAGGAGGAGGCUCAGGAGCAGGAGGGAGAGCCCAGCUCUAUCGUGAACGUGCCGGGCGAGUCGACUCUGCGGCGGGACUUCAUCCGUCUGCAGCAGGAGAAUAAGGAGCGCUCGGAGGCCCUGAGACGCCAGCAGCUCCUCCAGGAGCAGCAGCUCCGCGAGCAGGAGGAGUACAAGCGGCAGCUGCUGGCCGAGCGACAGAAGCGCAUCGAGCAGCAGAAGGAGCAGAGGAGGCGUCUGGAGGAGCAACAGAGACGCGAGCGCGAGAUGAGGAGGCAGCAGGAGCGAGAGCAGAGGAGGAGAGAGCAGGAGGAGAAGAGACGCCUGGAGGAGAUGGAGAGGAGGCGCAAAGAGGAGGAGGAGCGCCGAAGGGCAGAGGAGGAGAAGAGGAGGGCUGACCGCGAGCAGGAGUACAUCCGCCGGCAGCUGGAGGAGGAGCAGAGGCACCUGGAGAUCCUGCAGCAGCAGCUGCUUCACGAGCAGGCCAUGCUCCUGGUGGACGAGCGUCACCGCAGGAGCGUGCAGGGCUCUCCUCAGACCGCAGUCCUGCAGAAGCAGCCUCCAGCCGUGCCACCGCGAUCGUCAGAGCCCUUCUCCAACGGCAGCAGCAGCAGUGACCCGCAGGAUCUGACGGCGCUGGCGAAGGAGCUGCGUGCGGUGGAGGACGUGCGGCCGCAGCACAAAGCCACGGACUACUCGUCCUCCAGCGAGGACUCGGGCACCACUGACGACGAGGACGACGAGGAGGUGGAUCAGGAGGCGGGAGAGGAGUCGACGUCUGGCCCCGAGGACUCCCGCGCCGGCUCGUCCAGACUCAGUAAUGGAGAGACGGAAGCAGCCAAGACCAUGGUUGUCCAAGACAACGACGCCUCCUCUACGCCAUGCAAAGACAGCACGUUGAUCAUGAGACAGUUCCAGAGAGCAGGGCCUGUGACAGUGCUGGGAUCAGGCUGGAGUCCCAGUCCUGUAGAGAUUGGGCAGAGGAACUGCAUUAGGGGCCUGCCCGACCUGCUCCAGCAGUCCUCCUCGGCUCCCAGCAGCCCUGCCCUGUCCCCCCUCAGUCCCUCGGACAGAGUCCCGUGCCUAGCAGAGACUCCCACCGUGCCGAAGCACAAGUCUUCCUCGUCUUUCACGCCCUUCAUUGACCCGCGUCUCCUGCAGGUCUCUCCAUCCACCGGCAGCGCGCUCAAUAAUGCUGGUGAGUGUGAUGGUCUCGCUCCACUGCUCCUUGAAUCAGCUGUGACGUGUGUGUCUGCAGGAGUGAAUCUGCUGGUGGGCACAGAGAGCGGCCUCAUGCUGCUGGAUCGCAGCGGUCAGGGCAAGGUCUACCCGCUCAUCAGCCGCAGACGCUUCCAGCAGAUGGACGUUCUGGAGGGACUCAAUGUGCUGGUGACUAUAUCAGGGAAGAAGAAUAAAUUGCGUGUGUACUAUCUGUCCUGGCUGAGGAACAAGAUCCUCCACAAUGACCCUGAGGUGGAGAAGAAGCAGGGCUGGACCACCGUAGGAGACCUCGAGGGCUGUGUGCACUACAACGUCGUGAAGUACGAGAGGAUCAAGUUCUUGGUUCUGGCUCUGAAGAAUUCAGUCGAGGUGUACGCCUGGGCUCCCAAACCCUACCAUAAAUUCAUGGCUUUCAAGUCCUUCGGUGAUCUGGUGCACAAGCCGCUGCUGGUUGACCUCACGGUUGAAGAAGGCCAAAGGUUAAAGGUCAUCUACGGGUCCUGCUCUGGCUUUCAUGCCGUGGAUGUGGACUCGGGAGCCGUCUACGACAUCUAUCUGCCGACUCACAUCCAGAGCAGCAUCCAGUCGCACGCCAUCAUCAUCCUGCCCAACACGGACGGCAUCGAGCUGCUGUUGUGCUACGAGGACGAGGGCGUGUAUGUCAACACCUACGGCCGCAUCACUAAAGACGUGGUGCUGCAGUGGGGCGAGAUGCCCACCUCCGUCGCGUAUAUCCGCUCUAACCAGAUCAUGGGCUGGGGAGAGAAGGCCAUAGAGAUCCGCUCGGUGGAAACAGGCCACCUGGAUGGAGUUUUCAUGCACAAAAGAGCACAGCGACUCAAGUUUCUGUGUGAGAGGAAUGACAAGGUGUUCUUCGCCUCGGUGCGCUCCGGCGGCUCCAGUCAGGUGUACUUCAUGACGCUGGGACGCACCUCUCUGCUCAGCUGGUGAACAAGCGUCGGGUUUCUGGCCGCUGGAGGACUGACAAACACACUGAUGAUGCAGCCUGCUGCAUGAGGGACGGCUCGAGUGUCUACAGUAUUAUUGCUAGUCUGUGUAAAUGUCUUUCUCUAGAGUUUAAUCAAACCUGACUCCGCUGAGAGGAGCGCUGCUGUCGUGUCUCUCGCUCACACAAUGGUGAAACGCUCAGUGGCUUUGUUUUGUCAUGUAUUUUUUAUUUAUGGCUUGUAUUUAUUUCUAGGGUUUUGUUUUUCUGAGCAGUAAUGUGGAGGGUUCCUGAGAGCUUGCUCUGUGUGGAGCGUCUGAUGAAGUGCACCGCUGCGUCAGCUUCAGUUCUGCUUCCGGCUCAUCAAACACAAGGAUUCAGAUCAAUUACUCUGUUUAAUGACGACUGUCCGGUGGCUCUCUGUUGCCUCUCUUUCAUCAUCUUGUCUGCUC
Molecule: messenger RNA, 3861 nt
Organism: Sinocyclocheilus rhinocerous
Lineage: Eukaryota; Metazoa; Chordata; Actinopteri; Cypriniformes; Cyprinidae
Product: mitogen-activated protein kinase kinase kinase kinase 4-like
Exons: 26
Coding region: 256-3414 (1052 amino acids)
Biological process (GO): protein phosphorylation
Cellular component (GO): cytosol
Molecular function (GO): protein kinase activity; ATP binding
Source: RefSeq, a predicted model, not a curated record